UCCAGCGAUAGCACCACACGUAGCGCAGCGGCUGUCACGGCCUGGAGCCCUGGACGGCGAGUCGACGACGAGUCUUCCGAUCCGACCUCCCUCCCGCUCCGGCCUUUCCUGGCCGCGCUAGAUCGUAGGCACCACCGCACCAGCGCCAACCAAUCACGCAUCCACCCCCCUCGCCUCGCUCCUGCUGGCCUUGCGCGUUCCGUCCCUUCCGUCCCAGACCGCCCUUCCACCCGCCUCCCCAAAUCUGGCUCCCCCCACCCCGCGACCAAAAGCUCCGUUUCCCCACGCCUCUUCCAAUCCUACCUCCAGUCUCCUCCUCCAGAGCCUGCGUUCCGUGACGCCAGCCGCGCCUCUCGCCGCGGCGCCCCGAACCUAGGGUUCCCCCUUCCCCGCCGCGGGCCGGAUCGCGCGCCGAGGGAGCGAACUUCCGCGAUGCUGCCGUGCGCGAGGUCGCUGCUGCGGAGGAGGGGGCUGGCGUCGGCCCUCCUGUGGAGAUGCGGCGGGGAGGUUGAUCGCGCCGCCGGUGCUGGCGCGGGGGAGGCGCGAGCCAAUGCCAGGUGCGUGGGCACGCUGGCCGGGCUCGGCGGCCGCGCGCUCGAGCACGGGGGGAGACGGUGGGCCGAUCCGGUCUUGCGCGGCGGGGAGGCCGGGCGGCUGGCGCGCACGCAGUCAAGGUUCUUCCUCGGGUGCGGCGACGGGGAGGAGGGGAGCGUGCUCUCCAAGGUCUACGAGGAGAGGCGCGUGAUGGGGUACUCGCCUGAGCAGAUGUUUGCGGUUGUUGCGGCGGUGGACCUUUAUGAGGAUUUCGUGCCGUGGUGCCAGCGGUCUAGGAUUAUUAGGCGGCACGACGACGGCUCAUUUGAUGCUGAGCUCGAGAUUGGAUUCAAGUUCCUUGUCGAAAGCUAUGUGUCUCAUGUAGAGAUGGAGAAGUUCAAGUAUAUCAAGACGACAGCAUCGGAAAGUGGACUUUUUGAUCAUUUGAUAAACGUUUGGGAGUUCAAGCCUGGUCCUGUUCCUGGGACAUGUGACCUCUACUUCUUAGUUGAUUUUAAGUUUCAGUCACCAUUGUAUCGUCAGGUUGCAUCAAUGUUCUUCAAGGAAGUAGUAUCACGGCUAGUGAGCUCAUUUAGUGAUCGGUGUUUUAGAAUAUAUGGACCUGCUGUGCCAGUGCUGGAAAAUUCUUACGGACAAGGAAGAUGAAAUCAUGAAACUGUUAUAAUUCAGUUUUGAAGGACGCCCCCUCUGUGGAUCCCCAGGUUAGCAAAUUUAGAGUAUUCCUUGCAAUCGAUGCAUGAGUGCCAUUUAGGGCACCGUAAGUCAAGAGCUUCUCUAAGGAAAUCAGCCAGAAAUUUCAUUCUUUGGCUAUUUCUGAGUUCAAUUUUUCAUGCAUUUCUAAAUUAUCUUCCCAUGUAUAACAACUAAAUAAUCAUUUCUCACAAUUAUUUACCCAGCCAAUCAUAUCUUGCUGGGUGUUCUGUUUGCUGAAGCAUAAGUCAUUCUAAACCCUUGUACACUAACAUUGCUAUACCUUGUAGUGAAAAAAUGUCAUCCAGAGAUAAAGUUCAUGCA
Messenger RNA from Phragmites australis (common reed), 1569 nucleotides. RefSeq lists its product as uncharacterized. Gene Ontology annotation, biological process: cellular respiration; ubiquinone biosynthetic process. Gene Ontology annotation, molecular function: ubiquinone binding. The transcript has 4 exons. The record is from RefSeq and is a predicted model, not a curated record. Lineage: Eukaryota; Viridiplantae; Streptophyta; Magnoliopsida; Poales; Poaceae. The coding region runs from base 433 to 1200 and encodes 255 amino acids.